CAUGCCAUCUAGUUCAUAUUGACAGUUCAAGAUCGUCGUCUAUAACGAUUUACAUGUAUAUACAUGUCGCAGAGACGCCGAUUCUAUUAAAUGCAAAUAUUAUUUUUAUCAGAAUAAAGUAUAUUGUAAAGUGAAUUUAAAAGUGAAUGACUACAAUAUGAAGGAUUUAUUUGAACAGUGGAAGCUGAUAGAUGUUUACGAAACAUUGGAUAAGUGAAAAAAUUGUCCAAAGUAGCCCUCCGGAUGUCUCUUGCAGUACUUCAGAUCAAGUUUCACCAAAUGAAAUUCUAGUAGUGGCUAGUUCUACGUUGAAUGGCGACGAUGAUGUGAUUGACCCACAGGAUUGUCAGGCAUUAGAAAAUCUUCUGGAGGCUAAUAGCUUCUUGGAUGGAGAUGUAGAUACUAACGGUGUGGAAGUGUCACAACAAUUGACGGAAAGUAGUGAAAGACCAGAUAAAAUUUCUGAUUAUUCUAGUGGGUCACUCCCUGACCAUUUCUCCAAACGUCCAAAGACUGGUUCAACGAAAGUUGAUUUCGAUGAUUAUGGUUGUGCUAUUGUACUACGUGUAGAUGAUGCGGGUGGUCCAAUUUUUGGUGUCAUCUCAGUUAUUCUCCACAAGGACAAAGGAGCGAUUUUUUUGGAUAUCGUGAAUGUUUAACUAUUGGACUAUUGGAUUAUUAAAAUCAUAUGAAAGGAUAUCUGAUUAAACUUCCCACCAAUUAUCAGCAACUACAGAUAUUCAAUUUUAAUAAAAACGAGUUCACUAGACCAAUAAAAAUUCAUAUUACUUCGGAAGGAAAAUCAAUCCUUUGUCGUCGAGACUGUGAAUGAAAAAAUAUUGUUCCAAUAACAAAAUGGUAUUAGAGA
Diachasma alloeum is the source of this 868-nucleotide messenger RNA. RefSeq lists its product as uncharacterized. The transcript has 2 exons. The coding region runs from base 192 to 659 and encodes 155 amino acids. The record is from RefSeq and is a predicted model, not a curated record. NCBI's taxonomy places the organism in Eukaryota, Metazoa, Arthropoda, Insecta, Hymenoptera, Braconidae.